GGAUCCCCAGCACAGGAAGGACAUCAACCUGUUGGAGAGAGUCCAGAGGAGGGAUACCAAGUUCAUCAGAGGGAUGCAGCAGCUCUGCCAUGAGGAAAGGCUGAGAGGAUUAGAAUUGUUCUGCCUGGAGAAGAGAAGGCUUCAGGGUAACCUGACUGCUCCUUCCAGUACCUGAAGGGAGCCUGCAAGGAAGCUGGAGAGGGGCUUUCAGCAAGGGCCUGGAGCGACAGGAUAACAGGGAAUGGCUUCCCACUGCCAGAGGGCAGGGUUAGAUGGGAUAUUGGGAAGAAAUCAUUCCCUGUGAGGGUGCUGAGGCACUGGCAUAUGUUGCCCAGAGAAGCUGUGGAAGUGUUCAAGGUCAGGUUGACAGCACAAUUACACAUAGGGAGAAAACAGCACACGACUCCCACAGCUGUUUUACCAACCAGUGAGGCGUCAAGAGAUUUCCAGAGCUUUCCAGAGCUUCUGUUAAUGGCUCCUUUUGGCCAGUUUAUGGCACCUCUUGGGGAUGUCACAGGGCACAGCACAUGGCCCUGGCACCACGAGGGGCAGAGGGGAAAGCAGUGCCCUGGAGCUGGCAGGAGGAACUCGGCACUGUUACCUGCGCUGGGCGGUUCUGAGCUUGCCACUCCUCUGGGCGAGGGUGAAGGGCAGCUCCCUCACCUCCUCCAGAUAUCUGCCCGCUGCCAGGCAGAGGCAGCUCCCUCCCAAGGCAGGUGUGAGUGCCACACGGAAGUCACGGCACCACUCGGCUCACAUGAGACCUCUGAGACCUCGGGCAAAGGAGCUGGGGGAGGAAACCACAGCGUGAGAGAGCCCAGGAGCCUCCAGCCCGUCCUGCCCACCAACCCCCUCUUCAGGGAUCUGCCCCGAGGGGCUCUGGGAGAGAGGGGCACCGAGGAAGGCUCUCCGCUUCACCAUGCAGGAUGAAAUUCUGCUGACUCCCCGCAGGGAAUCUCCUGUUGAGGACACGGACUCCUUGGCCUCCCCGAAUGAAGAGAAGUGGGAUUUUGUCCUGGUGAGUGACAUUCACGAAAUGGGCAGUGAGAAGGAGAUCAAGAGGAAGAAGUUCCUGGAUGAGCUGAGCAAGAAGGGCUUCACCAUCAAGAAAAUUGAGGACACAAAGCUCUUUUAUGGAGUCCGUGCCCCACAGCACAUCUUCUGGAACUACCAGCGUCUCCUGACGAAUCACGACAGCAGGCAGCAAAACUCCAGUGCCUACCAGGACGUCCCAGUGACCACCAGGAUACGGGUCGUGCACUUCAUCCUGCAGAACACUGUGACAUCCGACUUUGAGAAGCUACAUGACCUGAUGAAGAAGAAGGUGUUUGAGGCAGCCUUUCCCCUGCACAAGAAAGAAGAGAUAACAGAAAUACUAAAGAAGAAGUGGGCUCGCUGGAGAGUUCUAUUUAAGGAACAGCCAAUUGAGGAGAUCAGGUGCUAUUUUGGAGAGAAGGUGGCCUUGUACUUCGCCUGGCUGGGCUGGUACACCUACCUGCUGGUUUUCGCUGCCCUGGCUGGGGUGGCAACUGUCGCAGCUGGGGCUACUGUUUUCAGUUCCAGCCAGGUGAGCAAGGAGAUCUGUGACGCUAACGACACCAUCAUGUGCCCACUCUGCGACCAGAAUUGCUCGUUCUGGGUCCUCUCCGACACCUGCACCUAUGCCAAGGUCACUCACAUGAUUGACAAUGAGGCCACGGUUGUGUUUGCCAUGUUCAUGGCCAUCUGGGCCACUGUAUUCCUGGAGCUGUGGAAGAGGGAGAGAGCCACUGUGGUCACCAACUGGGACCUAUACGGGUGGGAUGAGGAAGAGGAGGAGCUGGCUCUGAAGCUGAUCAAUAAUUCACAGCAGGAACUCCAGCUGUACGAGCACUCCUACUUCUGCAGCACAAUUGUCCUCAUCUUGGCUGUGCUGAUGAUCAUGGUGCUGAUCGGCAUCGCCCACGCACUCGUCAUCUACCGGGCGGUGGCCAUGGCGCUGUUCACGCAGAGCGAAGUGAGCCUGCUGAGCAAGCACGCCGACAUCAUCGCCGUGAUGACAGGGGCUGUGCUGCACUACGUCACCAUCGUCAUCAUGAGCAAGGUCAACUGGCACGUGGCCCUCUUCCUCUGCAAACUGGAGAAACCACGGACCUUCUCCCAGCGGGAAAACAACUUCACCGUGAAGAUUGUCAUCUUCCAGUUCUUCACAAACUUCUCCUCGCUCAUCUACAUCGCCUUCUUCCUGGGACGGAUCAAUGGUCACCCAGGGCACUACGUGCGCAUCGCUGGCCACUGGAGGCUGGAGGAGUGCCACCCCAGUGGCUGCAUCACCGACCUCUUCAUCCAGAUGGCUGUCAUCAUGGUGCUUAAGCAGACCAUCAGCAACAUCAUGGAGUAUCUCAUCCCCUGGAUAUCCCACCAGCUACGGAAGAAGCGGAAGCCCCCCAGGAGGAGAAAUGUGAUGUUAGGAGAGGAGGAGGAGGCAGAGGACCCCUGCAAAAGGCAGUGGCUGAAAAACUAUGAACUCAACGAGGUCAAUGUCUUCAGCUUGUUCAACGAGUACUUGGAGAUAGUGAUCCAGUACGGCUUCACCACCAUCUUCGUGGCAGCCUUUCCCCUGGCCCCGCUGCUGGCCCUCAUCAACAACGUCAUCGAGAUCCACAUGGAUGCCAUCAAGAUGAUGCGGCUGCGCCGGCGCAUGGUGCCCAGGAAGGCCAAGGACAUCGGGAUCUGGCUGCAAGUCCUAGAGGCCAUCGGCACCCUGGCUGUCAUCGGGAAUGGGCUGGUGAUCGCCAUCACCUCCGACUUCAUCCCUGUGCAGGUCUACAAGUACAUGUACAGCCCUUGCGUGAGGGACAACCACACUGGCAUGGACUGCUCCACCGGGUACAUCAACAACAGCCUCUCCGUAUUCCACAUCCAGGACUUCGAGCCCCACACCAAGGUGCUGCCAGAAUUUAGAGGGGUCCAGAUCAAGGAGUGCAGGUACCGGGAUUACCGGAACUCUGACGACUACACCUACACCGUCCAGUUCUGGCACAUCUUCGCAGCCCGGCUCGCCUUCCUCAUCCUCUUCGAGCACGUGGCUCUGUGCGUGAAGCUGAUCGCAGCCUGGUACAUCCCCGAUGUCCCCCAGAAGGUCAAGAAUCAAAUUCUGAAGGACAAACACAUGAAUCUCUAUAAUGAACUGAGGGAGACGAGUCCUUCCCCUGCUACACCACGGGGUUCCUUCCCACAGGAGAGAGUUCUCCACGACCCUCUCCACCGUGGCUCCAAUAUCACAAGCAGGAGUCCUCCCAAAAGUGCUGCAAUCAUGACGGAAUACUGCACUGAGGUGUAGCCACCCCUCACCAAGGAGAAGGAGAGCAUGGACUCGAGCCCCUUUCCCAGCCUGGCAGUGCCAGGGGUGCCGGAUGAACCCCAGGACAUGGCAUCACGUGUCCCAUC
Prinia subflava (tawny-flanked prinia) is the source of this 3429-nucleotide messenger RNA. RefSeq names its product anoctamin 9 (gene ANO9). Gene Ontology annotation, cellular component: plasma membrane. Gene Ontology annotation, molecular function: protein dimerization activity; chloride channel activity. The transcript has 25 exons. The record is from RefSeq and is a predicted model, not a curated record. NCBI's taxonomy places the organism in Eukaryota, Metazoa, Chordata, Aves, Passeriformes, Cisticolidae. Gene Ontology annotation, biological process: chloride transmembrane transport. Bases 920 to 3322 code for a protein of 800 amino acids.